UUGCAGACCUUUCAGUUUUAUGGAACAGAGAAGAAGCAUAAAGCUUCCUCUGAGCCAAUCACAUGAGAGUGAGGAAGAAAGGGAGAGAGAAUACUUGUUGGAGAUUAGAUAUACAGAAGUAUAAGAUUCGGUAAAGGGACAAAAACGGUCUCAGAAGGACCCAGAAUUCCAUCCUAAAUUCAUUGGAGGGCACCUUUCUUCAUCACAUUUGGUCUUCUUUUGCCCCAAAACCUUCAUAUCAAUGGCUUUACUACAGGUGGUUUUCCCAUUUUUUCUGUGGUUUCUUGUUUCUUUGGACAUGUACAGUGGUGAGCAGUCCUCUAGAAAAGAGGUUUUUGUGAAGGUGGUGGACCUGUUGUCAACCGGAGAAGCCUACUUGAACGAGAAUGCUGUUCACUCCUUUUUAAAUAUCUUGAAGAAACGUGUGCAAUGCUCUGAUGUGUCGUGUGAAAAGUGUCUUUCUCCUGCUGAUCUGGCUCAGCUUUAUCCUGGCUUUUCAACAGCCAGUAGAUUGGACAGUGAAGGGUUUUUCAAGGUCGCGCCUGGGUUGUGCUUCUACAUGAGCGAUCCAGCUGAAGCGUGUGCUGCUGUGAAGGAAAACCAGUGGCAGAGGGAAACCGAGGCGUUCGUGCAGGGCAUUAAAGCUAAAGGCAACCAAGGAGAUGGUUUUGACCUCAGUCCUGUUGAGUUAGAUCACAUGCUCCAUAAAAUUGAAAGGCAUUGCCUUGCAAUGGGCAAAGAUCAGGACUGUUUCACGGGACGUCUUAUUCUCAAGGAAAGCAAUGUGUCUUCGACUGACAAAUUCCUACAUGGAAUUGAGACAGUCUUUGGAAGCAUUGUUUACCACAAACUCAGAGGGGAUUGCAUGAGCGUCCGUGUGUUGCCAGAAGCUCAAUAUUUCCUGGAUUACAUUUUCCAUCACUUUCAGAAUGGAUCUGACAUCAUGACACUGGAAGAUUUGACACAUCUCAUGCUUGAGCUCGAUCUGGGAAUCUCCAGAAACGGCAACGGAGACCAUGAACAUCAGCUGAAGCAGAGUCGCUCUGAAGUUCAUCAAGGAAAUGGCAGCUUUGACUCGAUGUGUUUCUCAGCCAAAGAGAUAUUGGAAAUUUAUCAUGUUAAUAGCAGCUCUGAAAUCUCAGCCGCCCAAUUUACACAGCUAAGCCCAGCUCUCAUCCAGCAGUUGCUCAGCCAAGCAUGUACCCAGAUACCUGACCAUUCGAACGCCAAUGGAGACCUUAGCGUUAUUGAAAGGUACAUUUAUGCAUCUAUUGCAACUUUGGUGAUUUGUCUGUUUGCGCUUUUUGGGAUUGUGGUUCUGCUGUGCAGCUCCUGCAGUCAGGCCUACCAACACAUCAUCCAGUUCUGCAUCAGCCUGGCUGUAGGCUCUCUCACUGGGGACGCUAUACUGCAUCUCAUGCCUCAGAUUCUUGGUCUUCAUGUACACUCAGAUGGGGAGCACCAUGAUUCUGGAGACAGCACAAAUUACAUCUGGAAACUGGUUCUGCUCCUCGGGGGAAUCUACUUUUUCUUCCUGAUGGAAACUCUUUUCUCCAUCAUGAUCCAAGAAGAUACACAGCAGUCCGAGGGAUUGGAUACCCACCACUGUGAUCAUGGAACAGUUUUGCAAGUCUACCAUAAUGAAAGAAAGAGCCAUCAGUCCUCUUCACAAGCUGACUUGGUUAAACAAGAAAAGACAGAAAAAUCCAUUCUAGCCACAGAGUACAGCAGCAGAGAGAAUCGCUUACUCCCCUACAUGAUCACAAUUGGUGAUGGGAUCCACAACUUCGCUGAUGGCCUUGCAAUUGGAGCCGCUUUCUCUGUUUCGUGGAAAUCAGGGCUUGCCACCUCCCUGGCUGUGCUCUGCCAUGAAAUCCCUCAUGAGCUGGGUGACUUUGCUGUUCUCCUCCAUUGCGGAGUGUCUGUAAAGAGAGCUCUCCUGCUGAACUUGGGCAGUGCCCUGACAUCCUUCAUUGGACUCUACAUCGCCCUGUCAGUCGCCACCAACCCAUCAGCCAAGGACUGGAUUUCUGCAUUCACUGCUGGUCUCUUUCUUUAUGUGGCUCUUGCAGAUAUGCUGCCUACCAUGAUGCACGUGAAGAGUAGGAGCCCCUUGUUUGUUUUUUUCCUUCAUAAUCUGGGACUGAUGGUCGGAUGGGGAAUCUUGCUACUCCUCUCUUUCUAUGAGGAUAACAUUGGCUUUUAAAGACUCCAGCAAAACAGGGGACUUCUGGCACAUGUGACAGGCAAAGGGUAAACUGCAUAAAGGUUUAAAUGCAUUCUACAAAAUGUAGCGUCUACACCCACUUUUUAUAUUUUCAAAACAGCCCAGCAAUGUUGAUACCACCAAUGACCACAUUUAAAUGCACUUGUUUUUGCCUCCAAAUGAUACCUGUUUACAUGUAGCAUGAAUUAUUUUUACAGAGUCUUUCACUUACAAUCACGGAGCAUCACCCCCCAUGUGUUUUGUGCAUUCCCUUUAAUAUUUUCCGGUGAUGCGCUUCACUUUUUAACACCUUUCUCAACAUAGAAACAAAGAAAAUAUAUUUACUUGGAGUAAGUCAAAUAGGCUAAAGCUUCUUGGAGUUACUGAUCACGUCUUGGUCUUGCAGAAACCAGAAACAUUAUCUGUAAAUGUUAGGAAAAGGAAACUUCAAAAUAAAAAAUAAAAUAAAAUUAACAGCUGCAAUGUACAUGUAACGAUAUGUACUUUAUACAGAGUUUGAGAAAUGUUAUACAGUGUAAGUAUUGUUUUACAAGAUAAAACACUUUGGGGAAAAAAUGAGCAAAAUUACAUUUUUAAUGUUCCCUUUAAACCCCCUCAAGGAAUAAUGUGGCAUUAUUAUGCACACCAAAUGCUUGCCUGAAAGUUUUCUUUAGUAUCUUUAGUCCAAAGAACUGCAUAAUAAUCUUAUCGUGUCUCCCAGCUUUACCUGUAUUGCCAUGUUGUAGUGUAUUGGUUUAUAUGGGGGCAUCAGGAGAUAUGAGCUUAAAGUUCAUGUCAAAGACAUCUUUGUAAAGAUAAAAUCAAUGCAAUCAAAGGCAAAGGAAGAAAGCUAAGACAACAACAUUAUCACAGCAAUGCUAAGAUGAAACAAGACUCUCUCACAAAACCCUUUAGGGCAGGCUGGCUAGGAGUCCAGUUCUCAAGCUAUUAAAAAACUGAAUUGCUUCUUCUAGAGGAAGGGUCACACUUAGAGCUGUGACAUUUUAAAUCAAACAAGACCUGCACAAAAAGAAGGAGGUGAAAGCCGACAACACCCUUUAAUAAUCCAAAGUUCAAUGUUUGUUUCGGGAUUUCUUUUCAACGUCAUGCCACAUUAAAAU
Messenger RNA from Lepisosteus oculatus (spotted gar), 3327 nucleotides. RefSeq names its product solute carrier family 39 member 4 (gene slc39a4). Lineage: Eukaryota; Metazoa; Chordata; Actinopteri; Semionotiformes; Lepisosteidae. Gene Ontology annotation, biological process: intracellular monoatomic cation homeostasis; zinc ion import across plasma membrane. Gene Ontology annotation, molecular function: zinc ion transmembrane transporter activity; monoatomic cation:bicarbonate symporter activity. Gene Ontology annotation, cellular component: plasma membrane. The record is from RefSeq and is a predicted model, not a curated record.